CUCAUAUAGGAACAAGAACCAAGCUGAACAACUCGCUCCCUCUCCUCUCAUUCAGUGCACGAGGGAGGACUGCUCACAGCCUGGGAGCCCGGCGCUCCCCUCCACCGCGACCAUCGCUGGCCGAGCACACCUGAGAUGAUUCUCACCCCGCUUCUGGCUGCUGUUUUGCUACAUUUGCUCCAACAAGGGAGCACGAGCAAGAAGCUACCUGAAGUUGAGCAAUAUGAAGUAGUUUAUCCACGGAAACUGCACACAGUGCACAGAAGAGACGUAGAGAGAAACAAAGAGACCAAAUAUGAUGACACAAUGGAGUAUGGAAUCAAAGCCAACGGAGAGGAAGUCAUACUGCAUCUACAAAAGAACAAGCACCUAUUGGCUAGAGACUACACUGAAACAGUUUACUCUGACGACGGGCGACAAAUAACCACAAGUCCUCAGAUCAAGGAUCACUGUUAUUAUGAAGGUUACAUUCAGAAUGAUGCUGAUUCCAUAGCGAGCAUCAGUGCCUGCAAUGGCCUAAGUGGCUAUUUUGAGACCCGUGGUCAGAAGUACCUCAUUGAACCCUUGGGAACCUCAGACAGCGAUGAGCACGCAGUCUACAAGUACGAGAAACUCAAACAGAAGUCCAUCAAAACCUGUGGUCUGGUCAAUAAUACCUGGGAAGAAGACUCAAAUGACCCCACUGGUGACAUCUUCAAAUCCAGCAACAGCCCAGAGAUGAAAGCAUACCUGAAGGCAAAAAAGUAUCUGGAAGUCUACAUAGUUGCAGACAACAGUUUGUAUGAGAAGUAUGAGAAAAACGUGAAAACUGUAAGGCAAAGGAUCUUUGGAAUGGUCAAUUACGUCAACACGGUUUAUAAGGCCAUUAACAUCUACGUGGCUUUAAUUGGCCUGGAAAUCUGGACAGACGCUGACAAAUGCCUCCUGAGCCACGCUGCAGGGUUCACACUGGACAGUUUCUCCAAGUGGAGGCUCUCAGACUUGUUGAAGAGGAAAAGGAACGACAACGCUCAGCUGAUCACAGGCUAUGACUUUGAGGGGACAACGAUUGGAUUAGCCUUUCUCAAGUCCAUCUGCAGUGAUACAUAUUCUGCAGGUAUUAUUCAGGACCACAACAGAAACGAAAUCGCAGUUGCAGCUACCAUGGCCCACGAGAUGGGACACAACCUUGGCAUGAGCCACGACACCAAAGCCUGCACGUGCAGCGCCGAAGUUUGCAUCAUGACAGACACUGUCAGUUCCAUCAUCCCCAAGAAAUUCAGCUCGUGCAGCCUCCAAAGUUUUGAGAAAUACAUGCUAAGCGACAUGCCCAAAUGCUUAACUGACAUCCCAGAUAAAAACAGCAUCAUAGCACCUCCAUCCUGCGGGAAUGGCUUUGUGGAGAAAGGAGAGGAAUGCGACUGUGGUACUCCUGAGGAGUGCACAAACGAGUGCUGCGAGCCCGAGUCAUGCAAACUGACGGCAGGUUCCGCGUGUGCACAUGGAGAGUGCUGUGAAAACUGCCAGUACAAGCAGUCAGGAGCUGUCUGCAGAGCAGCUAAGCACGACUGUGACCUGGCUGAGAUGUGCACUGGCUUCUCUGAGCACUGCCCAGCAGAUCGAUUCCGCGUCAACGGGCAUCCCUGCAACUACGGCGAGGGCUACUGCUACAUGGGACAGUGUCCCACUCGGGAAAACCAGUGCAAAGCUGCUUUUGGAGCACAGGCCACCGAAGGCGCAGCCUCCUGUUACCGGAUGAACGAGAAAGGGGUAUAUUAUGGAUACUGCAGGAAAGAAAAAGGCAGUCACGUCCCAUGUGAAAAAAAAGACACAAUGUGUGGGAAGCUGUUCUGCACCGGGGGGAACGAGAUGCCCCGGGAUGGGAGCCUGGUGACUUUUGAGUCCUGCAAAGCAAGUUUCCCUCGAAAUGGAGAAGCAGACCCAGGGAUGAUUCUCAAUGGAACCAAGUGCGGGAACGGGAUGGUGUGCAGCAAUGGAGAAUGUGUCUACAUUGAAGAUGUCUUUAGGUCAACCAACUGCUCUGCCAAGUGUCCUGGACAUGCUGUGUGUGACCACGAGCUGCAAUGCCAGUGCGAGGAAGGAUGGGCACCACCAACCUGCGACAGCUCCUCCGCAGUUACCAGCUUUGCUAUAGUCGCUGGUGUGCUGGUUGUCCUCGCUGUCACGGCAACCGCGGCAGUGGUCCUCAUCCGCUCCCGAGUGUUCAAGAAGAGCUGCCAGACCAGAAGGGGACCUGGAGCCACGAACCAAGUCUUUGUGGAUCAAGAACAAAGGCACAGAGAACACCCUGUCCUGCCAGUACCUGCCCAGAAGAUGAACGACAAGAAACUUCUCCUCCCUGUACCUCCGCUGCAGGAGAACAAGCCACAGCUCCACAGUCCUGCCAUAAGGCCAAGAGGUCCCCCACCUCCUGUUCCUCCUACCAAGCCAGCCCCUUCUCUCACAGAAGAGAUCUUUGUACCAGAGAGAAAGCCAGCUCAUCUUCCAGUCCCCAAAGGCAAACGUCCACCUCCACCUCCACCUCAGGCUUUAAAACCUCCAAUGAACCCCAGGGUAUGAAGCUUCUGAAGCUGGGGUGAUGGAGAUACCUGAAAUCCUCAGGGACAAGUUGUUUGCCCCUUGAUUCCUCCACUUCUGCAAAGACAACCAAGAAUGCCUUCCUGUGCUCUUUAAUACAAGAACAACCAACUGACAGCUUUGAAAGGACAGGCUUGGUUUGCAAAGAGCAAGGAACAAUUUGGUGAUGCCACCAUGCUACUGUCCAAAAGCAAACAGAAGCAGAACUGCUGCUUGCACCAAGGUGUAGACUGGGAGUAAGCUGUGAAAGCUGCCUAGCACAUCCUAACUCCUAGGCCACUGCUGCAAGAGGUGGCUGCACUGGGAUGCUCUGCACCUACACAGCUUUCCUGGGCACAGACCUGAGUUCAUCAGGGAAGUACAGAGCCAGGCUUGUGAAGUGUAAACUCCAUUUCUGGAUCUCUGCAGCCCCCUCUUCAACACCAGACCAGGCCUUGUCCUUCGAGUGCAGGUUCUGGGAAGAGGAAAAUCCUUCUCAUUGGAGAACAGUUUGUGUCCUCAAACCUGAACCCGCCUUGGAAUAAUGAGAUUAUGCACUGGAAACGCACUGAUUCUGGAAAGAUCCUUUUGGACCGAAUUCUCUUAUUAAUCCCUUAGGUUACCUGUGACACAAGAUUCCUCUGUUGGGCAGGUGGAGCUGGGGACGUGCUCCAAAGCAAAGCACGCAGGAGCCAAGCCACUUGCUGCUUACAAGUGCUCCCAGCGUUCUGGCUGUGCCAGUGGAAGGAGAGCUCCAGCUG
Neopsephotus bourkii (Bourke's parrot) is the source of this 3317-nucleotide messenger RNA. RefSeq names its product zinc metalloproteinase-disintegrin-like NaMP. Gene Ontology annotation, molecular function: metalloendopeptidase activity. Gene Ontology annotation, cellular component: plasma membrane. Lineage: Eukaryota; Metazoa; Chordata; Aves; Psittaciformes; Psittacidae. Gene Ontology annotation, biological process: proteolysis. Bases 136 to 2559 code for a protein of 807 amino acids. The transcript is spliced from 24 exons. The record is from RefSeq and is a predicted model, not a curated record.